Molecule: messenger RNA, 1053 nt
Organism: Hepatospora eriocheir
Lineage: Eukaryota; Fungi; Microsporidia; Hepatosporidae
Source: the annotation of a GenBank genome assembly
AUGGGAUUUAAUGAUGUUGAUAUGAUAAAUCAAAAGAAUGAAAAAGAAAUGAGUAAGAUUGAACAAUUUGAAAGACUUAAAGUGUGGAUAGAAGAUUCAUUAGAUCUUUUUAAGAAUGAUUUAAUAUCACUUAUCUAUCCUACAUUUUUAAGGAUUUAUUUAGAUGAGAUUAUUACAGGAAAUACAAUUCAAGCUAAAGAAUUCUUCAAUAAAUACAAGAAUGAAUUUGAUAAAAAGUCAGAUUUAAACCAAUUUGAAAACAUCUUUACUCAACAACAUGUUAUGCAGAAUAGUAUUGUGUAUGGAUUUUAUAAUAACAAGUAUUUCUUAGUAAUGAGUAAGUAUGCAUACAGUCUAUUGAUUAAUUUUUUAGAAGAGAAUAAUAUGAUUUAUAUAUUAAAAUUGAUGAACUCAGAUAUGGAAAUUAAGGUUAUUACCAAUGUUGAAGAUAAUAAAAACAAUACAUCAUCAGGUGUUAAUGUUAUCUGUGAUAAUAAGCCAUUAAACCUAACCACCAGUCUUAUAACAAUUGAAACUCAAUCAAGUGUAUUAUCUCAAGAUAGGUAUAAAUAUGAUCAUUUAGAAACGUAUGUUCAACAAAUAAAGAAAUCAAGAAAGUCUGAAAAUAAGGUUAAACCAUCACCAUCAUUCGUAGAAGCUGAAAUUGAAAAACUUAAAGAUAUAAUUAAGAGAGUUUCUGUUAAUCCUGAAUAUUUACCUAGUAUUUGUUGUUACACUGUUCAAAAUACUUAUGAGAGUUUAACUUGUGCGGAAAUUUCUAAUGACUUGAAGUUCUUAGCAUGUGGUUAUAAUGAUUCUUAUAUUGAUAUUCACAGUUUAACUAAGAUCCCAUUAAGGAAAUUAAAAACAUCAACUGAAUUAGCUUCAAUUGAUAUCAAUAGUGAUGAAGACAAAUAUGAGAAUGUGGGUGAAGUGUAUAGAUUAAUAGGUCAUUCUGGUCCAAUUUUAAGUAUUAAGUUUUCUAACACUUCAAAGUUUUUAAUCUCUUCAUCUGCUGAUUGUACUAUUAGACUUUGGUCGGCACUGAUUUGA